GACCUCACGUAGAGUGACCCAACAAGUGAUACAUAGACUGAGCACCAAGAAGACCUCGCAACGAUGAGGUCUCUCGGCCGCACUUCGUUGUGCUUUCACCUGGCCCUGCUUCUCCUCCUUGCCGUGGUCAGGGCAGAUGAUCCUAGCCUCGCCGAUGGAGGGAGGCUCAUUGACCCCAAGCCUUCCCCAAAACCCAUUCCAAAACUGAUGCCUCAACCCAACCCUAAAAUGCCGCACCCGAACCCAAACCCAAACCCAAACCCAAAGCCCACGACUCCUGCAAUGCCGGAACCCAACCCAAUACCGGACCCAGAUGCCAAGCCACAACCAAAACCAAUGCCUCAGCCUGACCCGAAGCCAACUCCUGAAAAGCCAAAGGCUGAACCUCAGCCAGGCUCAUUGCCGGUGUAUUCACUAGACGACAUUGGUUCCGACAGGACGAACCCAAAGCCUGACCCACACCCUAACCCUAAGGCAAACCCAAGAAAGCCGGACCCAGACGCCAAGCCACAACCAAAGCCAAUGCCCCAGCCGAACCCAAAGCCAAAUCCGGAAAAGCCAAAGCCUAAACCUCAGUCAGGGUCAUUGCCGGUGUAUUCACUAGACGGUGUUUCCGACAGGACGAACCCAAAGCCCAACCCGCAACCUAACCCUAGGACAAACCCAGCAAAGCCGGACCCAGAAGUCAAGCCACAACCACAGCCAAAGCCCCAGCCAAACCCAAAACCAACUCCAGCAAAGCCGGACCCAGAAAUCAAGCCACAACCACAGCCAAACCCAAAACCCACUCCUGCAAAGACGGAGCCUGAACCACGGCCAGGACCAUCCAAGUCGACGCCAUUGGACUCACUGUCAGUUCGUUUCGACAAGGUGAACCCAAAGCCUGAUCCACACCCGACCCCCAAGCCAACACCAAAGCCGCAGCCAAACCCCAACCCCCACCCGGGACCGUCCAAGCCUAAGCCGCCGGUGUACGCACGUCGCGUUGGCUCCGACAAGCCCCUCAACUAAGCGAGCAAGGUGGCUCGUGCAGCAUGGAUUGGAUGAUCAAGCAAUAUGUCACGUAUAAGAACAAGCUUAAUUAAGGUAUCCAUCCAUGGAAUAAUCAGCAGUGUGGCUGUCAGUCCUAUGAGUUGUAAAAUGGUACUGCCUAUGUAUGCUUCGCGUGUUGCAUGCGUACCUGUGUACGUAGGCGAUCUGAGUGUGCUUGAAUAUGAGUGUUUAUGAUUCCUAAUCAUGUGUGUACGACCAGCUUUGUGUAUCCAUGAUCAAUAAUGACAUCAAUCUACACAUGUAUGUGCCAA
Messenger RNA from Triticum aestivum (bread wheat), 1304 nucleotides. RefSeq names its product protein TsetseEP. Lineage: Eukaryota; Viridiplantae; Streptophyta; Magnoliopsida; Poales; Poaceae. The coding region runs from base 64 to 1011 and encodes 315 amino acids. The transcript has a single exon. The record is from RefSeq and is a predicted model, not a curated record.